Phycodurus eques (leafy seadragon) is the source of this 2537-nucleotide messenger RNA. RefSeq names its product EARP complex and GARP complex interacting protein 1 (gene eipr1). Lineage: Eukaryota; Metazoa; Chordata; Actinopteri; Syngnathiformes; Syngnathidae. Bases 189 to 1352 code for a protein of 387 amino acids. Gene Ontology annotation, biological process: protein ubiquitination. Gene Ontology annotation, molecular function: protein binding. The transcript has 9 exons. The record is from RefSeq and is a predicted model, not a curated record.
UAUUCCUGGAUCUAUAUACGUACGGUUAAAAACGUAUUCAACGUUGAAUAACCGUGGUUACGCUAUUCCGUUCGCACAGAUGACUAUGACAUAUUUUAUAAUCGCGGAAGUGGUGGAAACAAUCGUUGUCCUGAAUAAUAAAAUAUAUUUUUGAAACCGGUCCAAUUCAGGAGUCAUCUGCAGUUAGAAUGGAAGACGACGCACCCGUCAUUUAUGGACUUGAAUUCCAGGCACGAUCACUUACUGCCCAGACAGCUGAAACUGAUGCUAUUCGUUUCCUUGUGGGCACACAGUCUCUGAAGUUUGACAACCAGAUCCACAUCAUUGACUUCGAUGAUGAGAAUAACAUAAUUAAUAAGAAUGUCCUUCUACACCAAGCUGGAGAGAUAUGGAACAUUGGUGCCAGUCCUGCAGAUAAAGAAGUACUUACCACCUGCUAUAAUAAAUCCAGUGACAGCCGGGUGGUGUCGUGUGCAGCAGUAUGGCGGAUGCCCUCCGAUUGGGAAACAGGAAACCAUGAGUCUCCUGACGACUCAGCCCACAACCCUCAAACACUGGAGCUGCUUUGUCACCUAGAUGACAGUGCCCACGGCAACGCAGUCUGCGUACUGUGGGAGCCAUUGGGGGAUGGCAAGCAUGUGAUUUCAUUGGCUGAUAACCAUGUACUUCUUUGGGACCUGCAGGAGAGCUCCACACAAGCCACUAUCUCCAGCACUGCUAUGCUUGAGGGAAAAGGGCAACUUAAAUUCACCUCUGGCAAGUGGAGCCCUCACCAUAACUGCGGCCAACUUGCCACUGCAAGUGACACAGCAAUAAGAGGCUGGGACCUACGCACCAUGAGUCAGAUUUACUGUAUCGAGAACGCUCACGGCCAGCUUGUGCGUGACCUGGACUUCAACCCAAACAGGCAGUAUUAUUUGGCCAGCUGUGGAGACGACUGCAAGGUUAAGUUCUGGGAUGUCCGUAAUGUCCAGGAGCCCAUCAAAACCCUGGAGGAGCACUCACAUUGGGUGUGGAGCGUCCGCUAUAACCACAGCCACGACCAGCUGGUGUUGACAGCCAGCAGUGACAGCCGCCUCAUCCUUUCCAACAUGGUGUCGAUAUCCUCAGAGCCAUUUGGCCAUUUGGUGGAUGAUGAGGAUCUCAGCGAGGGCGAGGACAACCCCCAGGAAGAUAAGGGCAAGGAGCCUCUGAAAGACAGUGUGGUGUCCACCUACGAGGAGCAUGAAGACAGUGUGUAUGCAGCUGAGUGGUCGUCGGCCGAUCCGUGGCUCUUCGCCUCGCUCAGCUAUGACGGCCGCCUAGUCAUCAACAGGGUCCCCCGUACCCUGAAAUACCAGAUCCUUUUGUAAGGGAACAUUUAUGUACAUGAGACAAAGAAGGUGUGGCUUCUGAAAACUGUGUUGCAAAAACUGUAAUUAAUGUAAAUACAGUAGACAUCUUGUGACUUAACACUGUAAAUUAAAGAUUCCCGCUAACAGUUUUUUUUCAUUGUCUGCUUCUUCAGUGCUACCUUUACAUGUCAAAGACAUUUUAUUCAACUUGGCAUGCAGAAAUUACAAUUUCCCUAGAAAUUAGCUGUGAAUCCCGUAAGAUGCUGUAACUGAGCCAGGACUUUAAUACUAGGUACAAGUUAAUAUAUCAACCAUAUCGUUGCUAAUUCAAUGGCAACCUUGUAUUUCAUACAAACGGCACACUAAGAAUGAUAGUUAUAAAACGUUAAAACAGCGCAGGCAUUUCACGUUUUCAACAGCCCUGUUUUUGUUGAUAGGAGAAUGUCGGCGCUAUUGAUGGUACGGGCGCAGGGUGCUUAAUUUGCGCUGCCCGUUAACAGCAUUUUUGCAAUCACCCAUUUUUGUUUUGUUUUUUUUGCUAAAAAUGUCGGUACUGUUUGUGAUGGAACGGUUGGAGGAGCUGUGGCCAUGAAGAGCAUAGUCAACAUGGAGACGAGUGUGUCCAGGAGGAGAUCUGGUGAGGAAUGAAAGUCGGCACUAAUAAGUAAAGUGAAACGAGUCAGACGACGAAAUGGGCCUGGUGAAUAGCAAUACCAAUCUUCCUGUAUGUGUGUUACUCGCCAACAGACUAACCUUCGCUUGUUAGAAAACUACAGUUGCUUGUUUACCUUCAAGAUGCUUGUACAGCUGCGGCUGUUGUGAAAGGGUUAUAUAAAAAGAGUUACCGGGAAUGUAACUCGAGCUUUGACUUUUUGUUUGCUUAUGUUUUUAAAUACUAAGACGACUUAAGUAUGUUGAGCCGUAAAAUGACUUUCUGUGAACAGUGGAUGAUUUUGAAACUCAAGCCCCCGUUUAUGUUUGUCUUAGCUUGCAACAAUGGACAGUAAAACGCCAAGAUUCCAGAACGCUUACACUGUCAUUAAAGCAUUGUAAUGAUAUCUCAUUUUAAAAGCAGCAUGAAUUAAAGACUAAUUACUAUUUUUGAUUUUGACCUGCGUGCAUCAGUCAGACAGUACAUUGCAUGCUCUUCUCUAUUCUACAAAAGAAUUGAAUGGGGGCGCUUUGUUGCAGGUUUGGGUUAGU